This is a messenger RNA of Lethenteron reissneri (Far Eastern brook lamprey), 2790 nucleotides long. Its product is annotated as STEAP1 protein-like. Lineage: Eukaryota; Metazoa; Chordata; Hyperoartia; Petromyzontiformes; Petromyzontidae. Gene Ontology annotation, cellular component: endosome; plasma membrane. The record is from RefSeq and is a predicted model, not a curated record.
AUGGCCGUCAAUGGCGGCUCCCACCGGGACUCAAGACUCCACAGCAGGCACCGUGCGCCUCCGUCGCGCUGGCUGGCGCGCUGGCUGGCGGCGCGCAAGCGCCUCUGGCUGCUGGGGGCCGGAGGGGCGGCGCUGCACGUGGCCUACAGCCUCUCCUACCCGGGCCGCCUCGCUCUCCGCUACAAGAUGCUCGCCUGGUCGUACAAACAGGUGCAGGAGGGGCGCGCGACCUCGUGGGACGAGGAGGACGUGUGGCGCAUGGAGCUGUACGUGUCACUGGGCGCAAUGGCGCUGGGCGCGCUCUCCCUGCUCGCCAUCGCACAACUCCCCUCCGUGCGCGACUCGCUCACUGGUCGCGAGCUCGCCUACCUGCACGAUCGGCUGGGACCGCUCGCCCUGCUGCUGAGCGCUGCACACACGGCCGUGUACGGCUGGCGUCGCUGGCUCGACGCGGUCUCCUACGUGUGGUGCACUCCGCCCGUCUUCCUUCUCGCCCUGCUCGCUCCCUGCAGCACCCUGCUCGGCAUGGCCCUCGCCGCCGCUCCCUGCUGGCGCAGACGCCCUGCCCUCGACCGCGGAAUCCGGACAGAGGAGGAGGAUGAGGAGGAUGAUGAGGAGGAUGAGAAGAAGGACCUGGGACAGUUCCAUACGGAUCAAGAUAUAGGGAUAGAGAUGGUGACGGCCCUUUAAUUAAAGUACAACACGUCAGAAUCAUAAGCUUUAUCGGAAUUAGCAUUUUUAUUUAGACUGGAGGAAUUCGAUUAGCUAUGAAGCUCUUUUUUCAAGUAUGUGCAGUAUUUGGUCAGUUGCCUAUGACGAAAUCACCUGGACUGUGCCAUAUCUCAGAAGUUAAGCAGGCUUGAGCCUGGGUAACGCUUGGAUGGGUGAUCACUGUGCACAGCAGAGGGGAGUACAGCAAAACACAUGGUUUCUCUGUACUGUACUUAGAUGCUCCCAUAGAAUUACAAGUUUGGUUAGACAAUCCCCACAAUCUGCACGGCAUGCAGAGGCCCUCAUCCUGCAGUAGAUUAAAAAAAGGGAUGCACUUUUACAACAGACCCAUAGACUCACAUAGACACCCAUAAAGUCAUGCAGAGACACACACACACAGACUCACAUAAAAACCCAUGUACUGUAUGUAUGUGUAGUGACAUCGCUGGAUGCCAACAUGCUGGUUGCAGUGCCGGCCCUAGAGGGGCCCAGUGAGCGCUGAUUGAUAGCGCUAGAUGGCACCACGCUUUGCGUGCAGUGCCAACCCUACAGGACAGGGUGGGUUGGUGCUGGCCGACGAAUGAGGUUACUCGAGGCCAUGGCACUCUGGUUGACCAGUUAAGUCCACCUUCUAGAAUCCUCAGGAAGGAUCUGCGUCCCAAUCAUGUGACCAGUUAAGUCUACAAAGGGGCCCUACGUGGGGGCAAGGGGUGGUCACGUGAUUGGGAGCCAGAUCUUACCCGAAGAUUCUAGAUGGUGGACGUGGCCAUGGGCGGAGCUGGCCACGCCACAGAGAAUAAAAGCCGGGUCCCGAGAGGGACCAGGGUUGUUGUACAUCUUGGAAAAAACCUUCGUCUACGUUCUUCGUUCAACGAGUCUCCAACACGUGGACCCAGGCUGAAGCUGUUGGUCCCGGUCCAUAGUAGCAGUUACGUUGUAAUUAGUGUAGUUAGCCUGGUGUUCACCACCAUAGGUUGUUAUUCUGUUAAGGGGAAAGUUACCCCGUGUGUUGGAACUUAAUAAAUGUGUUUCCUCCAAGUCUACGUCUGCGACUCAGUUGAACCCAUUACAUAUGUAGAACUUCUUUCGCACCGUACGUAGCCAACCGUGCUAAUCGGGGGUGUGGGGGAAGCACAACAAACUAAACACAAAGUAGUUGUAAAUCAAUGAUUUUUAAUUUAUAUUUAAAAGUGCAUACCUCAAGUGGCUUCCUAAUAUUGGAAGGAAGCGCGUUCCAGAUGGCCGCAUAAGUGCAUCUGAAAGGAUUGAUUGUCUUUGUUCGAUGGCGAGCUAAACGCCGCUGUGAGAAUGACUGGAGUUUGCGUGAUGGUUUAUGCUCCUUCAGAAAGGUAUUGUGGUUCAUUUGUGGCAAGCACUUUGUGUGUAAUGAGUGCAACCUUAUGUAUUCACAUAGACAUCCAUAUACAGUACUCACAAACAGACCCAUAGACUUACAUAGACCCAUUGACCAACUGGAAUGCAAUGGCUACUUUGCAAGCCGACUGUCUAUCAACAAAGAUUCGUUCACAAAGCCAUCCAUAUGUAAUAAGCGAGCGCCAUCUCCUGCAUUAUUGUGGGGUUACAUUUACAUACUGUCAUGCAGUCCACGCACUAUGAGUAGUAGGGAUUCUAUAUGGGGGAAAUGUGAAUGGGCGGAUCUGGUAUGGAAGCCUCUGUAACAUUCUCGAAGGUUCCUAGAGGGGCGUGGCCAGAGGCGGAGCUUAGCCUCAGAGACGAGAAUAUAAGCCGGGGGUACAGCAACGUUAGGGGUCGGUGUUUGAAGAUCGAAGAGGAGCUCCCGUCGCUGCUGCCCCGCCAUCUCCACCUGCCAUGUGGCGGCUCGACCUCCAGCCGCUCAACCGCUCCACGGCGCGGGGCAGCGCAGCUACGAGAGCGGGUCGGCAUUCGCGAGAACGAAAGGAGUGGCUGUACCAAGACUUGAAUAAAUACACCAAAGUUACUUACCGUGUCGGAGCCACUUAUUACACAUAUAUACAGACACAAUUUCCACCGAGACGAUGGUUUUAAACUCGGCAAUCAUUGGAAAGAUGUCAUCAACCACUUUGGGUCAUGACUUGA